AUGAAGUGGCCCCCUCUUCUGACCUUCCUGUGCCUCCUGGUGGUCCUGGCUGGCGGGAACCUGGUCCAGUUCGGGGUGAUGAUCGAGAGGGUGACCGGGAGGCCCGCACUGCAGUACAAUGACUACGGCUGCUACUGCGGCGUCGGCGGCUCUGGCUGGCCGGUGGACAAGACAGACUGGUGCUGCUACGCCCAUGACUGCUGCUACGGACGCCUGGAGGAGCUGGGCUGCGAACCCAAAAUGGAGAGGUACCUCUUCUCCGCCACCAGGCUCAGCAUCUUCUGCGCCGGCAGAACCAGCUGCCAGCGACGGACCUGCGAGUGUGACAAGAAGGCCGCGCUCUGCUUUCGCCGCAACCUGGGCACCUACGACCGCAAAUACGCCCAUUACCCCAACAGGCUGUGUACCGGGCCCACCCCGCCCUGCUAA
Dama dama (fallow deer) is the source of this 429-nucleotide messenger RNA. RefSeq names its product phospholipase A2 group IIE (gene PLA2G2E). The coding region runs from base 1 to 429 and encodes 142 amino acids. Gene Ontology annotation, molecular function: calcium ion binding; phospholipid binding. The transcript has 4 exons. Gene Ontology annotation, biological process: lipid catabolic process; phospholipid metabolic process; arachidonate secretion. The record is from RefSeq and is a predicted model, not a curated record. NCBI's taxonomy places the organism in Eukaryota, Metazoa, Chordata, Mammalia, Artiodactyla, Cervidae.